Messenger RNA from Notolabrus celidotus (New Zealand spotty), 8001 nucleotides. RefSeq names its product microtubule associated serine/threonine kinase 3b (gene mast3b). The record is from RefSeq and is a predicted model, not a curated record. Bases 423 to 4826 code for a protein of 1467 amino acids. NCBI's taxonomy places the organism in Eukaryota, Metazoa, Chordata, Actinopteri, Labriformes, Labridae. Gene Ontology annotation, molecular function: ATP binding; protein serine/threonine kinase activity; magnesium ion binding. Gene Ontology annotation, biological process: intracellular signal transduction; peptidyl-serine phosphorylation. The transcript has 26 exons.
GAUUCUUCCAGCGGUGAGAAGCUGAAGUAACGAGCAGCACUUGAACGCAGCAGCAGCCUCACACGGAUACACACGCCACCAGCAGCGUCUGUUAGGCUGGACCCAAGUGUUCCUCCUCGGCUCUGUGGACCUGCUGAGGCCGGUAUAACGCAGCCAGCCAGCCGCCAUGGGGGCGAUGAAGCCCCGGGGACAACCGGCUCGUGGUCAGUGAACCUACCGGGGGAUGUAACGGCUGCCCGGGAGCCGUGUGGUCUUCACGAGGCAGACAAAGUCGGCGUGACUACAAAAGGACCCGCCGAGCAGAGGGGACCAUGGUGGGGAGACCAGCAGGACCAGGACCAGGAGAAGAAGAAGCGGGGUUUUCACAGACUGGAGCUUUCUGAAACCAGGUUUAACUUUGAAUCCAGGAUUAUGUAAAGACCAUGUCGGAUCCAAGUCACUGGUCUGCGAUGAACCCGAACCAGAACAGGUCUCACUUUGUUCCGGGCGCGCUGCUGAAGCGCUCUAAAAGCUGUCGCAGCAGCAACAGGAAGAGUCUCGGCGUCGGGACGCCAUCGCCCACGCUGUCCCGGCCGCUCUCGCCACUCUCACUGCACACCGCAGCGAGCAGCCCUCUGGACAGCCCUCGAAAUGUGUCCACCAGUGCCUGCCUCAACUUUCCAUUCGCCAGAAGAGCUGAGGGCAGGAGAUGGUCCCUGGCAUCCCUCCCCUCCUCUGGCUAUGGAACCAACCCGCCGAGCUCCACUGUCUCGUCGUCCUCAUCCUCACAGGAGCGUCUUCACCAGCUUCCCUACCAGCCGACACAAGACGAGCUGCACUUUCUCUUCAAACACUUCCGCAGCUCGGACAGCAUGGCCGACGAAGACGGGCGGCCAGCGACGGUCAUACGACCUCGGUCCAGGAGCCUCAGCCCCGGGCGUUCCAGUGUCUCCUUUGAUAAUGAAAUUGUCAUGAUGAACCAUGUUUACAAAGAACGUUUCCCAAAGGCCACAGCCCAGAUGGAGGAGCGCUUGUUGGAGAUAAUCACUCUCUGCUCUCCAGACAGCUCCCUCCCGCUGGCUGACGGGCUGCUGGGCUUCAUCCAGCACCAGUUGGUGGAGCUGGUCAGAGACUGCCUGGACAAGUCCCAGACGGGCUUGGUGACUUCACGCUACUUUGCCGAGCUGCAGGAGAAGCUGGAGAAGCUGCUUCACGAGGCGUAUGAGCGCUCUGAAAGCGAGGAGGUAGCCGUCAUCAUUAAGCUGGUGAGGAAGAUCCUGAUGGUAAUCUCUCGGCCGGCUCGCCUCCUGGAGUGUCUGGAGUUUGAUCCAGAAGAGUUCUACCACUUACUGGAGGCAGCGGAGGGUCAUGCCAAAGUCGGACGGGGGAUCAAGACGGACAUCCCGCGGUACAUCAUCAGUCAGCUGGGUCUGACGCGGGACCCCCUGGAAGACAUGGUGCAGCUCGAUCAGUACGACAUCAGUCCUUCACUGUCUGUGGAAGCCGACGGUAACGUGGAGAAUAAAGCCCCGCAGACGCUGACGCCAACGAGAAGGAAACCUUUUGAGAGUGACUUUGACACCAUCAAGCUCAUCAGUAAUGGAGCUUACGGGGCCGUGUAUCUGGUGCGACACAAAGACACCCGUCAGAGAUUUGCCAUGAAAAAGAUCAACCGGCAGAACCUGGUCCUGAGGAACCAGAUCCAGCAGGUCUUUGUGGAGCGAGACAUCCUGACGUUUGCAGAGAACCCCUUUGUCGUCUCCAUGUUCUGCUCCUUCGAGACGAGACGCCACCUCUGCAUGGUCAUGGAGUACGUGGAAGGUGGAGAUUGUGCCAACCUGCUGAAGAACAUGGGCCCGCUGCCUGUAGAGAUGACACGGUUGUACUUUGCUGAAACAGUCCUGGCCCUGGAGUACCUUCACAACUACGGCAUCGUGCACCGGGAUCUCAAACCUGACAAUUUGUUGAUCACAUCCAUGGGUCACAUCAAGCUGACAGACUUCGGCCUCUCUAAGAUCGGCCUCAUGAACAUGACCACCAACCUUUACGAGGGUCACAUGGAGAAAGACACGAGAGAGUUCAUCGACAAACAGGUCUGUGGCACCCCGGAGUACAUCGCCCCCGAGGUGAUCCUCAGGCAGGGCUACGGGAAGCCGGUGGACUGGUGGGCGAUGGGGAUCAUCCUGUAUGAGUUCCUGGUCGGCUGCGUUCCGUUCUUUGGAGACACACCUGAGGAGCUUUUCGGACAAGUCGUCAGCGAUGACAUUAUCUGGCCUGAAGGAGAAGAUGCUUUACCUGUUGAUGCUCAGGACAUGAUCACACGGCUGCUCAGACAGAGCGCUUUAGACCGACUCGGGACUGGUGGAGCCUCAGAAGUCAAACAGCAUCCCUUCUUCUCCGGUUUGGACUGGAACGGACUCCUGAGGCAGAAAGCUGAAUUCAUUCCUCAGCUGGAGGCUGAAGACGACACCAGCUACUUUGACACUCGUUCUGAGCGUUAUCAUCACUUAGCGUCUGAUGAGGAUGAGGAAACGAAUGAUGAAGAGUCCUCCUUGGAAAUCAGACAGUUUGCUUCCUGGUCGCAUCGCUUCAGUAAGGUUUACAGCAGCACUGAACACCUAGCCACUCCAUCCAACCUGAGCUUCUCCUCUGACCGCAGCCACAGCGAGGAGAAGGAGGACCGUUUGGACGUGGGAGGAGCCAGUCCCUCCCCGAGCCUAGCAGAGGGCAGCGUGGAGCACAGACACGCUGGGCGCAUGGCUAGCCUUCGCCCCCGGGCCUCCUCCAGCUCCUCCCAGUCUGAGAGGAGCACCAGUCCUCUGGUGAUGAGCAGCACCCACAGCCUGGAGACGAUGCCCCGCUUUGCCCUUUCCACAGACGAUGAAGCUGAGGUGGUCGUGUCAAACCUGCGGAGGAUCAGGAUUCGCAGUAACAGCACCGGGGCCAAACACUCGUCCCCCAAAGAACCGGCCUGUCCUCGACGCUUCGGGAACCAGCUGGAGACGCCGGACAGGCAGAGGCUUCCCUGCGGAGGGAAGGUUCCCAAAUCAGCAUCAGUCUCAGCUCUCUCUCUCAUCAUCACUACAGAUGAUUCUCCGAGCUGCCUUCAGCCCAGCCCCAUCUCCCCUCGCUCUCUCUCUUCCAACCCUUCCUCCCGUGACUCCUCCCCCAGCCGGGACCUGUCGCUCAGCCCGGGCAGCCUGAGGCCUCCCAUCGUCAUCCACACCACGGGGAAGAGGUACGGCUUCACCCUGCAGGCCAUCCGGGUCUACAUGGGGGACAGCGACGUCUACACGGUGCACCACAUGGUGUCGAGUGUGGAGGAGGGCAGCCCGGCCCACCAGGCAGGUCUCCGCACUGGAGACCUCAUCACCCACGUGAAUGGAGAGUCUGUCCAAGGCCUGGUCCACCCUGAGGUGUUAGAACUUCUGCUGAAGAGCGGCAACAAGGUGGCGCUGCAGACGAUCGCACUUGAGAACACGUCGAUCAAAGUUGGUCCGGCUCGAAAGACCAAACACAAAGGGAAGAUGGCGAGACGCAGCAAGAAGAGCAAGAGGAGAGAUAAUUAUGACAGGCGACGCAGCAUCCUGAAGAAGCUCUCCAAGCAGAGCACGGUGAUCCACAGCAGCCGCAGCUUCUCCUCCGGUCUCCACCACUCAGUGUCCUCCAGUGAGAGUCUCCCAGGCUCCCCGACACACAGCCUCUCCCCGGGCCCCUCCACGCCCUGCCGCAGCCCGGCGCCUGACCACCAGACCUUUGAAAAUAACUCUCCUCAGAGCACGUCUCCUUGCUCCAGCUCUCCCAGCUCCCCGGCGGCACACAUCCGGCCCAGCUCUCUGCACGGCCUGGGCUCCAAACUCAGCACCCAGCGCUACACCAAGGUGGGCCGACGGAAGUCCACCAGUAACAUCCCCCCAUCCCCGCUGGCCUGCACCUCCUCCUCAUCCUCCACCCAGCCUCUCUCUCCACAGCGCUCUCCCUCUCCGCUCUCAGGCUUCGCCAAAAGUCUCCACACCUACCACGGCAAAACCCUGUCCCCCCCGACCAUCGUGAGACACAUCGUCCGGCCCCGCAGCGCCGAGCCGCCCCGGUCUCCUCUGCUGAAGAGGGUGCAGUCGGCUGAGAAGCUCUCCGGCGUGUACCACUCUGAUAAGAAGUCGUACACGCCUCGCAGGCACACGCUGGAGGUGCCGUUUUAUGGCGAGGCGGACCUGCUGAUGGACUCGGAGGCGGAGGGGGGUUCCUACAUCGGGGCGGAUCACGGCCGGCUGGGAGGAUACAUCAGCAACCAGAGAAUGGAACGGUCCGAGCAGCUCGUCGUGAUGAGGAAGCUCAACCUGUCGGAGCGACGGGACUCCUUUAAGAAGCAGGAGGCGGUGCAGGAGGUGAGCUUCGACGAGCCGGAGGAGAAAAGCGGCACCACGGUCACCGUGACGACCACAACUCCGGGAGCUCAGACGCAACAUCAGAAGGAGCAUCAGCAGCGGAAGGAGCACAGGAUGGCCUGGAUCCUCACCCGACCGCAGACCAGCGAGGACGUGGAGCCGGAGGUGCCGGUGGUGAGGAGGUUCACGCUGGUGCCUCAGAUCGCCGUUCAGGGCUCGACGGAGAGCGAGGAGCAGGACGAGUGGGAGCCGUGUUCGGAUGGAGAGGAGGGCGGCGAGAAACCGGAGCUGGAGGCGAGCGUCACUUCAGCUCAGCCUCAACAGGCUGGAUGUCCUCCUGCUGAGAGGAGCCAGGCAGAAAAGACCUCAUCCUCAUCCUCAUCCUCCUCCUCCUCUCUUGGGGUCGGAGCGCCAUCAGAGCGCAGAGAGGAGACUGAACUAAAAGGGCAUCAGAGGAAGUGACCCCUCGUUUCUACUGCUCAUAUCUUUACUUUCAAGUCUUCUAAACUCCUCUUCAGACGCCGAGAGAGAGCGGACGAAGAUCUUACUUGAAUUUUGUAAGUGUAAAUAUUCGCCCCGAGGCAUCUCAGACGUUCUUGUCUUAUUUAUUACAUUUGUAAACUACGGCGAGUAAAUAAAGGGAAGGAGGGACGUUCUCGUUGGGUGUACAGCCGACCGCUCCACAUUUUGUACUCACAAUGUAAAAAUGUGUUUUUACGUCUUUUGACUGGAUUGCUGGAUUUUUUUUAUAAAUGUCUAUUUUUUAAAUGAACUGCUGCAGGAUGGAGUCGUUCGAUGAAGCCGGGCGUAAACGUUGAAGGACCAAAAAGGUACAAGAAGUGGUUUCAGGAGCUGACGCUGCGUUCUUUCUUCCUUCCUGUCACGCUCAGUGCAGCUUCCAGAGACAUGAUAACAUGUUAUUAAGAUUUCCUUUCACGCUGAGAAAGACGGGAGAGUUCACACUGUGAGAAACACCAUGUAUGCAUCGACAUCAGCUCCCAAUCCUACAUGCCAACUAAGGCUGGUUUAUACCUCUGCGUCUCCCCUACACACAGGAGCUGACACAGACAUGAGCACGUUUAGAAAAUAGAGAGACAGACUCUCUGCCUCCUCUUCUUUGUGUCGAGCUGUAUGCUGCUCACAGUGUUCAAGACUACUCUGAUGUUAGUCUCAUGCAAAAAUCUCACAGCAGACUUAAAGAUGCACAAGGAAAGCGUGGUUAUAAAAAGGAUACGUUUGACUGAACAUAAUCCAGUGAAUCCAGGUCUAACUGCAGAACAAAACAAACAAAAAAAGAUGUUUCAAGUGGCAAAAAAAGGAAGACAGACUGAGCAUUUGUGUCUCCCUAAGAACACAGAGGAGAAAAGAAGCCCUCCUGAAGUGGGAGAAUAACUAACACUUACUUUCUUUACUCCCAACUUUGACCGUCUUUUAUGUCACAGCAUCGUUUUUUCUUGUUCCCGGCCCCGCUACGAUCUCUGUUUCCUUUUCCACAGAGUUUCAGAGCGUGUUCUGUUAAUCCACAGCUGAUACAUGUUGCUGUUUAUCAUACAGACAUGAUUACAUGAAGAAUAGAGAGGAGGAGAUGAAAUAUACAGAGAUCCCAGAAGUGCUGUAAAUGCAGAAAACACAACGCCGCCAAGCCGACCAAUCACAGGGCUUGCGGUCCACGUUGAUUCUAUGCAUAGUUACAUUUUGGAGGAGGUGCACGUCAGCUACACCACUGAUUUCACACAGAAGUAUAAAUCUGCCUUAAGGCUGCAAUGCAUGCUGGGAAACCAUGCUUUAGUUUGAAUAUGGCGUAAAGUAGUGACGCUUUGCAUCCGUAAAAUGUACCAUCUUCCACAUGUCAGUGGAACAAGGUCAUGAAGCAGCCGUCAGAGUAACAAGGGAUGAAAUAAAGGUUCCUCUAUGGACUCGUGGGUCGUGUUUCUUGCAGUGUGAACUCACAAGUCUUUAAAAUCCGAUCUGUUCAGACGACCUGAUGCAGCUGACUCUAAGGUGUUCAUUACGUGUCGUGCUGUCACUGCAGAGAGCUCUGAGCUUCAUCUUCAAAGACUGGAACAUGAGUUUGAAUCCGAGUCCUGCAGGAUGCAGAACGUUUCUCAGAACACAGAAGCAUCUCAAACAUUAUCUCCUCAGACUCUGACUCGUUCUGCUCCUGCUGGGAUGAUUUAAAACUCAAAGCGUGACGUUUACAGGAGAACACAGAGCAGCUGAAUCAAAGCCUCCGUCUCCUUCUUCUUCUUGUUUUGGUCCUUCCUCUCUCUGGAAACAUUUUGUACCUGCUUUGUUUGAAUCUUGUAAAUCUCUGGAGUAUUUUUUCCUCAAACUGUAGCGUUUGUUGUUUUUGUUUUUUUUCCAUGAGCAUGCCGGAGAUGCCAUGCGUAGAAUACCUACUCCUUCUUUAUUUACCGUGUAGUGAUGUUUACAUCGAGGGGAGAAGUGCACUAAUGUAUUUUGACAUGAGUUUUUGUAGGUGACUGUUGAACGUGGAGUGAAAACGGAGGAGGGGAACCCCUGCAUUCAAUCCAAACCCAGGGCUUCUUUGAACAAACAUUUGGUGUCUUUGUUUUGUACAGAUAUCGAUGUAUAUUUUGAUAACAAGUUGUGUGUUUGAGAGAGAGAGAGAGGAUAAUGCACGAUGACAGCUGAAGCACGGGAGGUCACACUGGAAGCUUUUCACCUUUUUACAGCGCAGAGUUUUCAGCUUUAUCGUCUGAUCUGUCGGGUUUUGUAAACGUUUUCUCUGAAGUCUAAUGUUCAAAGAUCAAAUUAAAGUCCUCCUUACAAAGCUCUUCAUGUUGAUGUCUUUAUGAGACUCUUUCUGUAAAUGAACGGGACACAUGUUCUGACACCGAGGAGCUAUUUUCAACAGAUUGUUUACAUGUACUGUACAGACUUUUCUAUCCUGUGGAUGUAAAUGUUGAAACUGUUCUUUGAUACUGCUGAAGAAAACAAUCCUCAGAGAUUACAUAUUCCUUUGAAACCCUUCAUAAAGAGUCAUGGAGCACUGAGCUGAGAAGCUUCUGGUGUUUUACGUGCACUUCAUUCACUGGAUCUUUGAAAACGCAGCUUUUAAAGAUGUUGAUCAAGCAAACAGAGAUUUUGGGUGCGUAAAGAGUCGUUAAGAUGUCAUCAUGGGAGGUAACGCUGCAGAGGAAGGGUUGAAUAACAAAACAGAAGAAAAUCAAACAAGUUUCACAGAGUUUGAAGAAUCCAGUUAACCUGUAAACUGCAUUCUAGUGAAAGAAGAGAAACUAUGCCCGUCUAGUUACUGACUGAUUCAGCUGAAUCCUCUUUUUGUACCCUGGUUUCUUAUUUGAGUGUAAACGAGUCUUGUUUGAACGUUUCCUCGGUUUAAGAGUCUGAUGUUCCUCCUGUAACGAUGACUGUUGUAACGUAGAAACCCUCCUCAGCAAAGAUUCUGGGCUUGUGUUUAAACUUGAAGAACAGACGGGCAGGUGAAGCUGUUGUACAUGUGCACGUGUUUUCCCGUGGACUCCUCUGUUCGGUGCAUGCUGCAUGAAGACGAGCACACAGCUGUAAUACUUGACUGCAUGGUAUACCGGCGAGCGUUCGCCCUGUACUGUGUUUUCUUGUGCAACAAAUAAAAUUUGUAUUUCUCUUUGACUCA